Nicotiana tabacum (common tobacco) is the source of this 1353-nucleotide messenger RNA. NCBI's taxonomy places the organism in Eukaryota, Viridiplantae, Streptophyta, Magnoliopsida, Solanales, Solanaceae. The record is from RefSeq and is a predicted model, not a curated record.
AUGUGUUUCAUCUACAAGUUCUCUGUUAAAAUAAAUGGAGAAAGCCAUGGUUUUUUUGAAGGAAUGAGAGGUCUGCGACAAGGAGAUCCUAUGUCUCCUCUUUUGUUUGUUCUUGUGAUGGAAUAUCUCUCAAGGAUAUUGAAGAUAGCAAGCAGAUUACCUGAUUUUGGAUAUCAUCCUAUGUGCAAGCCAACCAAACUUACACAUAUUAGUUUUGCAGAUGAUCUGAUGCUUUUCUGCAAAGGUAAUGUGAGUUCAGUAAAUCGCCUCAUGGAGGCACUAAAUCAUUUUAGUGCCACUACUGGAUUGAUUGCAAAUAUGGAUAAAUCCAGCAUCUUCUUGGCUGGAAUAGAUGAUAACACUAAGGAGCAGCUACUUCAAAGAACAGGAUUUGUAUUGGUGUUCAUUCUACCUCAAAGUGUACUGAAGGAGGUGGAUAAGAUCUGUAGGGAAUACUUAUGGGGAGGAUCAGUUGACAAGAAAAAAAGGGUGGCUUUGUUAUCGUGGGAAAAGAUCUGCCAACCUAAGAAAUUGGGAGGUUUAAAUAUCAAGGGGUGCAAGGAAUGGAACAUUGCAUCUGUAGGCAAACUAAUCUGGCAAUUGCAAGUAAAUAAGGAAUCGUUAUGGGUCAAAUGGGUAUAUAGCAUUUAUAUGAAGACAGAAACUAAUUUCUGGGAACAUAAACCACCGAUGGAUUGUAAUUGGUAUUGGAAGAAACUCAACUCCCUAAAAGAAAGAAUGCAGGAAUGGUAUGUACAAGGAAGAUAUGUGCUUACAGUUAACGGUGAGUAUUCGAUUACAAGGAGCUAUUUGGAUAUAAUUGGCAGUCACUCUAGGAUGAGAAUAGCUGAACUUGUAUGGACUGCUAUGGCACAACCAAGGCAUAGAUUCAUAAUGUGGUUAGCAAUUCAUGGAAGGUUGCUUACUAGGGAGAGACUGCUUAAGUUGCAGAUACCAGUCGAAAAUAUGUACUGCUGUCUCUGUGAUGCACAGGUGAUGGAAACAAAUACGCAUUUGUUUGGUGAAUGUGAUUGGUUUCAGAAUGUCAAACAAGAGUUGGUGCAAUGGACAGGAAUACAGGUUCGGGCAUGUGAUUUUAAGCAAGUUUUAGAAAGUUUCAAACGGAAGCAAUGGCCGCGACUCAAAAAAGAGCUGAUGACAGCAAUAUGGGGGGCUCUACUACACCACACUUGGAAAGCUAGGAAUUGGAAAUUGUUCAAAGGAAUAAAUGUACAUAGAUCAGAGAUAGUGUCACAGAUUAAAAAGGAUGUAGUGGUUAGACUAGAAUCAUAUAGAACAUCUCGUAGAGCUAGGAGAUGUAGAGGAUUAGUAUAUAAGCUUCUGCGUAACUAG